AUGUCUGUGGUUGGCUUUGAUUUGGGCAAUCUCAACUGCUACAUUGCAGUGGCUCGUCAAGGUGGUAUUGAGGUUAUUGUCAACGACUACUCUCUACAUGCCACUCCGUCAUGCGUAUCAUUCGGUGUGAAGAACAGAACAAUGGGUGUAUCGGCACGUCAACAACUUAAUACGAAUGUCGCAAAUACGAUUAUCAAUUUCAAACAACUGAUCGGUCGUAAAUUCAGCGAUGAAGUCACACAAAAGUAUAUUCCUUACAUUCCUUGCGAAGUUGUUCAAUUACCUGAUGAUGGCAUUGGUCUGAAGGUGGAUUAUUUGGGUGAGAGGAAUACAUUUACUCCCGAGCAAAUUGUUGCGAUGCUGUUGGUGAAGUUGCGAAACAUCACUGAGGCAGAUCUACAGGCGAAGCAUGAAACGAAACGUGUUACCGAUUGCGUUCUUUCGGUACCGUAUUAUUUUACGGAUACACAACGUCGAUGCUUGUUGGCAGCGGUGGAAAUAUCUGGAUUAAAUUGUCUGCGAAUUGUGAACGAAACGAGUGCGGUUGCGCUCGCUUAUGGCAUCUACAAACAAGAUCUACCAGCUGAAAAUGAACCACCGCGUCAUGUUGUAUUCGUCGAUAUUGGACAUUCGGCAUCACAGGCUGUCAUUGUCGCUUAUAAUAAGGGUAAACUUACCGUUCUUGGCGCAGCAUUUGAUCUCGAUGUUGGUGGUUUGCAGUUCGAUGCAUUGCUACGUGAGCAUUUUAGAAAAGUUUUCAAGGAAACUUACAAGAUUGAUGCUGCCACCAAUAAACGUGCUUGGUUCCGUCUUUUGGAUGAAUGUGAGAAAUUGAAGAAACAAAUGUCGGCGAAUAGUACAGCGAUUCCGAUCAAUAUCGAAUGUCUCAUGAACGAUAAAGACGUCACUGCAAAAAUGCAACGUGCUGAUUUCGAAGCGCUAGCUGAGCCUGUGUUCGAGCGAAUUCGUACGAUGCUGUUGAAUCUCUUGAGUGAUACCAAAAUGAAAACGGAUCAGAUCGAUAGUGUUGAAAUAGUGGGUGGUUCAUCGAGGAUUCCAGCUGUCAAGAAGAUUAUCGCUGAAGUGUUUGGUAAGGAUCCUAAAACAACGAUGAAUCAAGAUGAGGCGGUAGCGCGAGGUGCAGCCAUGCAGUGUGCAAUACUGUCACCGUCAUUCAGAGUACGUGAAUUUGCUGUGAAAGAUUCUCAGCCGUAUCGAAUCAAAUUGGCGUGGGGAUCAGUUGGUCAGACUGAAGGAGGAGAGAAUGAUGUGUUCCUCGAACACGACGAAUUUCCGUUUUCAAAAAUGCUCACUCUCUAUCGUCAAGAACCGUUCCAAUUAAGCGCGUGCUAUGCAUAUCCGAAUCUCAUCCCUCAUUCCAGUCGUCAGAUUGAAUUCACUGAGAAUCAUUGGUUAUAUUUCGAGUCUGAAUUGAUAUUCUCUGGAUCGCUUUUAACGACAAUAGUUUCGGUAGCUGUUCGAUAUUUGAAGAAAGAUGUGAAACCAGGACCAGAGGGUGCGCGUAAAGUCAAAGUGAAGGUACGUGUGAAUCCGAAUGGUGUGUUUUCAGUGUGUUCCGCAACGAUGUACGAAACUGUUGAAUGCAAAGAUGAAGAGAAACCAGUGGAAGUGAUGGAAGUAGAUGAGUCCGUGAAGAAAGAAGUGAAGAGUGAGGAAAAGAAAGAAGAAGGAAAGACCGAUAAAAAGGCUCCGGAUGUUCCGGUCGAGAAUAAACCGAAAACAAAAACGAUCGCCAUCGAUCUGCCGAUUGAGGAGUUCACUCCAUCAGUUGCGAAUGUGAUGACUUUGGUACAAAUUGAGCAAUCAAUGCAAGCAAAUGAUCAGAAGGAAAACGAAAAAGUCGAUGCUAAAAAUGCGGUGGAGGAAUAUGUUUAUUACAUGCGUGAUAAACUUGCGGAGAGUUUCGCUGACUUCAUCACUUCAAAGGAUGCAGACAACUUCCGAAGUCUAUUGACGGCAACUGAAGAUUGGUUGUAUGGUGAUGGUGAAGAUGCUGAGAAGAGUGUUUAUGAAUCGAGAUUAAUCGAGCUGAAGAAGAUCGGUGAGCCAGUUCAAGAGAGACAUCGUGAGUAUGAGAAUCGUAAAGGUGCUUUCGAUAACUUCGAUCGUGCCAUCAUUAGAGCACGAAAAGCGUAUGAUGAGUAUUCGAAAGGAAGUGAAAAAUACGCUCACAUCGAAUCGAAGGAUAUGGAGAAGGUGAUCUCGUCAGCUGAGGAGAAGAAGAAAUGGCUGGAUGAGCAGCGAGGACGUCAAGAGCGACAUCCCAAAACUGAUCCGCCACUCAUUUUCGUUAAUCAGAUCCGCCAAGAACAAGAGAAAUUCGAGAGCAUUGUGCAACCGAUAUUGAACAAACCGAAACCAAAGCCGAAGAAAGAAACGAAAAAAGAGCAGGCGAAGGAUAAUAGCAAGAAGGGUACAGCUGCUGCUCAGGAUGAGCAACCAACAACGAAGGACAACAAGGAAGCAUCUGGCCAAACUGCUGCCCCGGCAGCCAGUAAUAAUAACUUCCAAGAUAUGGAAGUUGAUUGA
Messenger RNA from Anisakis simplex (herring worm), 2550 nucleotides. Lineage: Eukaryota; Metazoa; Nematoda; Chromadorea; Rhabditida; Anisakidae. The record is from the annotation of a GenBank genome assembly.